This is a messenger RNA of Peronospora matthiolae, 315 nucleotides long. Lineage: Eukaryota; Oomycota; Peronosporomycetes; Peronosporales; Peronosporaceae. The record is from the annotation of a GenBank genome assembly.
AUGGAUGGAAAGACGGACGUGGAGGUUCAUACAAUCCACGUCCGGAAGUUUCUUACACUUAUUCGAGAUCACAAGUUGUUCGCGAACCUCAAGAAGUGCAUCUUCUCAGCGAGCGAAAUACCACUUCUUGGAUGUAUCGCGAAUGAAAACGGCGUGCGCCUUGUCACGGAAAAGAUCAAGGCGAUUAGCGACUGGCCUGUACCAAUCGACAUCAAGGGACUCCGAAAGUUCCUUGGCUUGGCGGCGUACUUGCAUAAGUACUCGCGCAACUACGCCGAGAUGACAAUACAUCUCUCGUCUGUUAAUGAAAAAUGA